This is a messenger RNA of Prunus dulcis (almond), 1173 nucleotides long. Its product is annotated as tobamovirus multiplication protein 1-like. The transcript has 11 exons. Lineage: Eukaryota; Viridiplantae; Streptophyta; Magnoliopsida; Rosales; Rosaceae. The coding region runs from base 84 to 980 and encodes 298 amino acids. The record is from RefSeq and is a predicted model, not a curated record.
CGUCAUUUUGCCAACUUUCUCUGCUUCUCCAAACAGAAACACAGGACACAGAGAGAGCUCUAGCUUUCCUCUUCCUUUUGUGAAUGAAUAUUUUCAUUUUUGCAGAGCUUUCCCAGGUUUUGAUGAGGAAGAGCUUCUUGUUUAGUUACAGCGGAGGCGCAGAUGAUUGGUGGAAUGAGAUUGGUGGAUCAAAACAAUGGCAAAGUGGCCCAACGUACUAUAUCCUGUCUGCCUCUUAUGCCUUGGUCUCUCUUGUUGCUCUGGUACAGCUUGUGCGCAUUCAAUUAAGAGUGCCAGAAUAUGGGUGGACAAUACAAAAGGUUUUCCAUUUGAUGAACUUUCUAGUGAAUGGAUUGAGGGCUGUCCUAUUUGGUCUCUACAAGAGUGUUCUUCUUAUUAAGCCUAAGGCUCUUGAAAUGCUGCUUAUGGAUCUUCCGGGUCUUUUAUUUUUUUCCACGUAUACAUUACUUGUCUUAUUUUGGGCUGAGAUCUAUCACCAGGCAAGAAGCCUUCCGACCGAUAAACUUAGGCCUGCUUAUUAUAUUAUAAAUGGAUUUAUAUACUUCACACAGGUGUGCAUCUGGAUUUUCAUAAGAGUAAGCCGAAGUCCUGUUGCCGUAGAAGCUGCUAGAAUCUUCUUUUCAGUUAUUUCAUUCGGUACUGCUCUGGGAUUCUUGAUAUAUGGUGGAAGGUUGUUUAUCAUGCUGAGGCACUUCCCCAUUGAGUCAAGAGGCCGUCAAAAAAAGCUGGAGGAGGUUGGAUGGGUCACAGGCAUUUGCUGCACUUGUUUCUUGAUAAGAUGCUUGGUGCUCGCAGUUUCUGCAUUCGACAAAGAUGCAGAUGUCGAUGUCGUGAAUCAUCCUAUCCUAAACCUUAUUUAUUACAUGUUAGCGGAGAUUGUUCCAUCUGCUUUGGUGCUUUUCAUCCUGCGAAAGGUGCCGCCUAGGCGUGUUUCUGAUCAGUACCAACCCAUAAAAUGAAAGCUCUAUUCAUCUUUUGAGCCUAUGUUGAAACCGAAUUGUUAGAUGAUUCUGUGGUCUGCUCGAGUUGGAUUUCAUGUAUAUUCUUUACUUGGUAUUUUUUUGUAUAUUUUUCUUUUAACAAUGGGGACGGUAACUAUGGACGCUUUCUAGAAUAACAUUUCAAAAUUAUUGAACACACACUGCUUCAUUU